GAAGUUAGGCCUAGUUGCUGGUAGAAGUAGCUGAAAAUUCAAACGUCGUUUUAUGCCCUAGUGCAUGUUAUCCAGUGUGUUCGUGCAAGGGAGCAUCAUCUUCCGGACUCCACUGUUCAGCUACGAAUUUCCUGUUCGUGGCCUUGGCGAUCGCUCCGAAUGCUAGCCGGGCACAGCUGAAACGUCACGGUGCUCGCGCGACGAGCCAAGUGCUGGGAUUUGGUGUUUCCUUUACGUCUUGUCUCCUCGAUUCUGCUGGAGCUUAUGCGGCGUCCUACGUGCGUCGGUGACAUCCGGUUAUAGUUGCAUGGGAUACCUCGGAAGGCGUCUGGGAACGACUCAAGUAAAAAAAUGCGUGGCAUCCUCAUGAGAGCAUGUAAUGGUGAGGCCCCGCAUGUUUGGUGAGCAUGCCUGCCCCCAGCACCGCGGGCAGCAGCCCCAGCGCCAACAGCGCUGGCAGCGCCGGUGGCGGCAACACCAAUGGCCUGGUGGUUUGCAACGAGGCCUGCGGAAUCCGCGAUGUCUGGGCCGCCAAUCUCGAGGACGAGUUUCGCGCCAUCAUACGUGUGGUCCAGAAGUACAACUACGUCGCCAUGGACACAGAGUUUCCCGGAGUGGUGGCACGGCCCAUUGGGGAGUUUCGCAGCACAGCAGACUACCAGUACCAGUUGCUGCGCUGCAAUGUGGACCUUCUCAAGAUCAUCCAGUUGGGCCUCACCUUUCUGGACGAACAUGGAAACACACCCCCAAAUUACUCCACCUGGCAGUUCAACUUCAAGUUCAGCCUCACGGAGGACAUGUAUGCGCAGGAUUCCAUCGACCUGCUUACCAACUCUGGCAUUCAGUUCAAGAAACACGACGAAGAGGGCAUCGAUCCAUACGAGUUUGCUCAGCUGCUCAUGACAUCGGGAGUGGUCCUCUCCGACAAUGUGAAGUGGCUCUCCUUUCAUAGUGGAUACGACUUUGGCUACAUGCUGAAGUUGCUGACGGACCAGAACCUGCCUUCAGAGGAGUCGGAGUUCUUUGAGUUGCUGCGAAUCUACUUUCCGGCCAUCUACGAUGUGAAGUACCUCAUGAAAAGUUGUAAAAAUCUGAAAGGAGGCCUACAGGAGGUGGCUGAGCAGCUAGAGCUUGAACGGAUUGGGCCACAGCACCAGGCGGGUAGUGACAGCUUGCUCACCGGUGCAGCCUUCUUCAAGAUGCGAGAAAUGUUCUUUGAGGACAACAUAGACGACGCGAAGUACUGUGGGCACCUGUACGGCCUGGGCACCUCGUAUGUCAUGAAUGGCAACUCGUACCACGAUGAGGCGACUCCCAACAACGUGGCUCUGGCACUGCCUGCGGCCGCAAACGCCGCCCAGUCCACACCCACUUCCACCAACUCUGCAUCUUGACAUGCCUGCCGCCACUGCAGUGCCCACUCUCCAAAAGCCCAGCUGUGCUGUGCAUACUCUGAAUGCACCGUGUGUGUUGUUCCCUCUUGUUGCCAUUGGUUUCACUGCACCUUCUCCACAGUCUCCUUGCCACAUGCCUACCACGUUGGUCGAGCAAAAAGCCGCGUUACCACCCGCAGUGUUCCUUGCUUAACAAGAAAAGCUCUGAUUAGGAAAGGUGGCAGAGAGAUGGCUGGCGGUUAGUCCCUUAGGGGAAGUGAGAACACAUUUUAUUUUUGUGAAAGGCUGGCAGGGUGCAAAUUUUGUUCAUCUUACAGUGUUCCCACUUUAAUGGGGCUGCAUGUUUAAGUGUGGGUGGAUUGUGGGGAGAAGUGUGCCAGAGAAAUUGUUCCCCUGGUAUUCAUUGGUAUGUGGCCACGUUGGACAUUUUAUAUUUCCACCAGAAUGGUUGUUCUACAUGUGCAUUAUGUAAGGUUUUUCUUAUGGUGGCUGUGGGGCUAGUAGACAAAUUUACCCAGUAUGUCACUCAUUCGAGGCAAAUGAUGCAUCGUUCCAUUGUGCAUGCAUGCUGUUCACUGUACAGUCCUUUUGAAUUCCUGCCUCAGCUGCAAAAUGCGCCCCCUAAUGUUGCUCCCAGUGCCUAUAAAUUAGGGGAUUGAUGCCACUUAAUAAACAGCUGUUCCAGACUGGGGCAGUCCAGUCUGGUACAGCGUGGGACACAGCGCAAAAACUCCGUAUGCUUAGAACUCACUUAAACCUGCUUCCGUGUGGCCCAUAGCACAUCUGUGCGCUAUAAAUCUUGUGCGAGAACAGUCUACCUUAUUGCUUUGGAAACGAAAUUAGGGGGUGUUUCAUUAGGGGGCGUUUGCUGGUUGCACACGUGUAUUUUUACCUCGUUUCGGAGGUAAAAGCAUCUUAGCCUUGUGCGGGCCGACAGUGUGCUAUGUCGCACAUUGAUGGCCACUUAUACAUCAGCACUAGUCAAACUUAUGUGCUCACACAAGAUUUUGG
Messenger RNA from Dermacentor silvarum, 2405 nucleotides. Its product is annotated as CCR4-NOT transcription complex subunit 7. Gene Ontology annotation, molecular function: poly(A)-specific ribonuclease activity; nucleic acid binding. Lineage: Eukaryota; Metazoa; Arthropoda; Arachnida; Ixodida; Ixodidae. The coding region runs from base 408 to 1394 and encodes 328 amino acids. The record is from RefSeq and is a predicted model, not a curated record. Gene Ontology annotation, cellular component: P-body; CCR4-NOT core complex; CCR4-NOT complex. The transcript is spliced from 7 exons.